UCACUGUGCCCCAGAAGGGGGUCGUUAUUGUCCGAGAUCAUUGCCUAGGAAUCCAAAAAGCCCUGUUGGGGAUGAACGUAAUUGCAGACUGCUGGGAGGAGUUGUUUCAGGCUAGGCCUAAGAAGACCCUACCACCGGCAGAAAGACAAGAAUGGGAAAGGAUAGAGGCCGAUUGUCGUCGGGUACACAUGGCCAAGGCACGGGGGAGUCAAGAAGGUAUCGGGCGGGUUGCCUGCCGAUACGCAGUAUCUAUACCGGCAAGGAGUGAGGCCAUUGUCUGGGCAAGAGUACCAUCGCACGAGUGCGGGUCGUCAGGCUGGGUGCUGGUCGAGCCCCAUAUGGACUGCCAGAGUGUAGCAGUGGCCCAUGGAUUGGCAGUGGUUCGCCGAGGCCGAGUCCCGGUGAAGAUACGGAACGAGAACCCUUACCCUGUCAAUUUACAUCGUCACCAGCGGUUGGUCCUGGUGACCAUGGUGGAUGCCCACCAGGUGCGAGAGGGCCGGGAAGUCAGCUUCCGGCAGGUGUGUCCUACGGUCGUAGAAGUGACCUUGGCUCAGGUGGACUCAUCCCUGGAACAGCUCGGAAAUGAGGUGCCUGUUCACCUGACCAGAGAGUCCCUGCAGGGAGAAGGGCUAGAGGAAAGCCAGAGUAAACAAUUGCAGGAUCUCCUUACCAAGUGGCAACAUGUGUUCUCCAGACAUGAUGAGGACUAUGGCUGUACCGGUGUAGUGAAACAUCAGAUCCCCACUGGCGAUGCCCUGCCUAGUCGUGAGAGAUACCGUCCAGUACCACCCACUCUGUAUUCGGAGGUUCGUACUCUGCUGCAGGGAAUGUUGGACAAGGGGAUUGUCCGGGAGAGCAGUAGCCCAUGGGCGGCCCCGAUUGUCCUCAUCCAGAAGAAGACGGGAGCUUGGAGAUUUUGUGUAGACUAUCGGAAAUUAAAUCAAGUCACAAAGAAAGAUGCUUUUCCACUGCCGCGGAUAGAGGACUCUCUUGCCAGCCUGACACGGUCUGUAUGGUACUCCACUUUGGAUCUUGCGAGUGGGUAUUGGCAAGUCCAGGUCGAGGGGUCGACCGAGAGAAGACUGCUUUCACCACUCCCUUUGGGCUUUUUGAGUGGGACCGUAUGCCCUUUGGCCUAUGUAAUGCACCGGCCACGUUCCAACGGCUGA
Messenger RNA from Carassius auratus (goldfish), 1172 nucleotides. RefSeq lists its product as uncharacterized. The transcript has a single exon. The record is from RefSeq and is a predicted model, not a curated record. Bases 72 to 1172 code for a protein of 366 amino acids. Lineage: Eukaryota; Metazoa; Chordata; Actinopteri; Cypriniformes; Cyprinidae.